AGAAGACAAAGCAAGAGAGUGCUGCAAACAAUAUGUCACAACACUGUAUCAAAUACAGUAAUAACAGUAAGGCCGGACAGAAAUGGCAAGGUGGCUUGUUUGACGGACUAUUUGAAAGCCAGGGAGCUCAGCACGUGCAGGGCAAGUGUGAAUGCAUGUCCAAAGUGCGACGGGUCGACAGGUGGUGGUGCAGCCGGUGCGGCACGUACACAGACUGCUGAUGGAGAAAUCACACCAAUGCAGAACAGCCUACAAGAGGUCAGAGGUUUCAGUCUGCGCUGCUGACAGAUAUACAUCAAGGCUCAAAAAGGUAGCGAUCGAGCAAGUAAAAAGAGGUUAGGAGAUGAGAAAGUGCACAAUCUGCAGCGGAGUAGGAAAGAUGAGACAACUGUAGAGACCGUUAGUAGACAAAAAUAAGCUGGCGCAGGUAUACUAAAUAACCCCGAAGAGAAGUAGGACGAAAAAAGAAAGCACAGCUGAACAGUUGACAUCAAAAUCACUGAAAAAAAUCACUAGAAAUGACAGAAAGAAGACGAAGAACGAGAUAAAAGACAGAGAGCAGGUUCGGAGAAGGGACAUUACUCUCCCUGACGACGACGACGAUGAUGAUGUAGGAUAUUGGCUCGAGUUAUAAAAGUUUAUUAAUGUGUGUGUGUUCACGCGUGUUUGUUUUCUUGGUCAUGUAUAAAUUCGUUAUUCAUGUAUAUCUUUCUAUUAGAUAAUUAGCCAGGCACUCCCAUGCAGAGUAAGCCCUCUCUUUUAGUCGUCUUCCAGGGAGAUAAGCAAAUACAAACAUGUAAGAACUCGUGGAUGAGCAUUUGUGACGGCUUCUGCUUCUUCACGGGUUCACAUCCCCGUCCCCGGACAGUAAGUAUUGCGCAUGUCAUCUCCAGCCCCGUAAAGGCCACCGCACACGAGCGUCACAGCUGCAGUAUCACGAUGCUACAGUUAGCCGCCAUUAGCAUUCAAAGUCACGUGUGCUCUUUGCCCUGGCUGCGGGGCCUCGACCCACAGUUAGCUUCAGCGUCUCAGCAGCAUGACUUGACGCACGUGUGCGAGGAUCGACAUCCAGCAGCAAACCGCACACGUGACGUUGAAUGCUAACAGCAGAUGAUUGUAGCAUCAUGAUGCUGUUGCUCUGGCUCUCGAAUGUGACUAAGCACUGACUGCUACACCACAAUCCGCCAGACCUAUAAUGACAACGUGUGAACAGCUCGCAAAGCAGACGACAGUCGUCGACGACGACAGCGAUGUCAUAGUGCCACGAGAGGAAGUUCACGCGUUCUGCAUGAGAUGCUUGGAGAAGGUGGGCGCCGUCACAGAACACGCCGAGGCAAUGGCCGAGCUCAUCGUGGCGGCUGACUACCGGGGCCAUUACAGCCAUGGACUCAACAGGCUGGGUUUUUAUAUGGAAGACCUCCGCAGUGGACAAGUCAUCUCUAAACCUGAAGUGCACCCAACUAUUGUGAAGGAAACAGUGGCUACUGCUUUGGUAGACGGCAACAACCUCAUGGGUCCCGUGGUGGGCACCUUCGCCAUGGAUCUCGCCAUACGCAAGGCCAAGCAUGCCGGCAUUGGGUGGGUCAGUGUCAAAGGAUCGAACCACUUCGGUAUUGCUGGUUGGUACAGCAUGAGGGCCGUGGAACAAGAGCUCAUAGGAAUGGCUUUCACAAAUACAUCGCCAUGCCUGGUUCCAACCCGCGCCAGACAGAAAGCACUUGGGACAAAUCCAAUCUCGGUUGCGGCCCCUGCUAAGGAUGGCGACAGCUUCGUCUUGGACAUGGCGACGACUGUGGCGGCGAUAGGAAAGGUGGAAAUGAAGCACACACUUCAGCAACCACUUCCGGCUGGCUGGUCAUUGGACAGUGACGGCAAACCAACACAGGACACAGACAAAGCUAUGGCUAGCUUGGCAUUAUACCCGUUAGGGGGCACUGAAGAAACAAGUUAUAAUUAACCUGGAAUAGGUCACAAGUUCAAAGUCUGUUUAAGUCAAUGUGUGGAA
Molecule: messenger RNA, 2005 nt
Organism: Pomacea canaliculata
Lineage: Eukaryota; Metazoa; Mollusca; Gastropoda; Architaenioglossa; Ampullariidae
Exons: 8
Coding region: 1196-1957 (253 amino acids)
Molecular function (GO): oxidoreductase activity
Source: RefSeq, a predicted model, not a curated record